This is a messenger RNA of Lindgomyces ingoldianus, 1292 nucleotides long. Its product is annotated as Asp-domain-containing protein. Lineage: Eukaryota; Fungi; Ascomycota; Dothideomycetes; Pleosporales; Lindgomycetaceae. Gene Ontology annotation, biological process: proteolysis. Bases 21 to 1217 code for a protein of 398 amino acids. The record is from RefSeq and is a predicted model, not a curated record. Gene Ontology annotation, molecular function: aspartic-type endopeptidase activity. The transcript is spliced from 3 exons.
CUCUGUACACGCUGUCAACCAUGCCUUCUCUCGCAUCCCUCACUGCCAUUAUUGCCUUGCUCGGGCUCGUGGCCGCCUCUCCAGUCGAUAUCCAGAAGCGGAAGACCUUCACCGUCAGCCAGGUUGAGCGAAAGCAAUUCAUCAAGAAUGGAGCCGCCCAGACCGCGAAGACUUUCCGCAAGUUCGGCGUCAAGGUCCCAGCCCAUAUUCUCGCUGCCGCUGCCGCUGGUCCUAAUGGCACUGUUGCUGCUGUGCCUUCGGAUGCAUAUGACAGCCUCUACCUUUCCCCAGUCGACGUGGGAGGUACAACUCUGCAUCUCGACUUCGAUACUGGCAGUGCUGAUCUCUGGUGUUUCUCUUCGCUCCAGGCUUCGGCUCAAUUGACGGGUCACGACUACUACAAAGCCGAUGCAUCGAAAAAGGUCUCAGGGGCCAGCUGGAAGAUCAGUUACGGGGAUGGGUCUGGCGCAUCCGGCACUGUCUAUGCAGACAAGGUCGUGGUUGGCGGCGUGACCGCAACAUCGCAGGCCGUCGAAGCGGCAACAUCAGUGUCGACCCAAUUCCAACAAGACCGAGACACUGAUGGCCUACUUGGUCUAGCCUUCAGCUCGAUUAACACCGUUAAGCCUACUGCGGCAAAGACAUUCUUUGACAAUGUCAAGGCCAACCUCGCCUCGCCGGUGUUUGCCGUUACCCUGAAGUACCAUGCUGCCGGUACCUACGACUUCGGCUUUCUUGACUCUACCAAAUACACUGGAGACAUCACCUACACGAGCGUCAAAACUACAAACGGCUUCUGGGAAUUCACUUCCACCGGAUAUGCCGUUGGUAGCGGAUCCACGACUACGGCUAGUAUCGACGCUAUCGCCGACACUGGAACAACGUUGCUUUAUCUCCCCUCCGCCGUCGUCAAGGCCUACUACGCUAAAGUCACCAGCGCCCAGAACUCGAACACAUACGGAGGCUGGGUCUUCCCCUGCUCUACCACUCUCCCGGACUUCACCCUUGUUAUCGGCGGCUCUAAGCAAGUCGUUCCAGGCAAGCACAUCAACUACGCUCCCGUGCAGACGGGCUCUACGACCUGCUACGGCGGCAUCCAAGAUAACACGGGCAUCGGUUUCAGCAUCUUUGGCGACAUCUUCCUGAAGAGCAAGUAUGUUGUCCACGAGAUGAGCUCGACUCCCAGGAUCGGCUUCGCACAGCAGGUUGGUGUUUAAGGGCUCGCGAGUAUUUCUUGGAUCAUGGACAUUGAUGUUCCACGGCGCACCACACAUUUGCAAGCAUUUUCUUAG